Molecule: messenger RNA, 351 nt
Organism: Danaus chrysippus (African queen)
Lineage: Eukaryota; Metazoa; Arthropoda; Insecta; Lepidoptera; Nymphalidae
Source: the annotation of a GenBank genome assembly
UUGCAGAAAGUGUACGCGAAUAGUCCCUGUCCUUUGUUCGCUCGUUCCCGUCGUGUGACUAUUAUGAAACAUGAAGAGCCUACUAUAGUCCGCAUCUGCCAAGCUCCAAUAGACGACACAACUGACACUCCUUACCUCAAGUACAAAGAGUUAGCCAAAAAAUUAGGUGCAUGGGAUGCUGUUAGAGCUCGUUGCGCGUUCUGCGGUUGCUGUAAAUGCUGUGGUUGUGGCACUCGUUGUUACACACUAGGAGAACAUCACGACGAUGACCGCAGACGAGAAAUGAAAGACUUUGACGCUAGAGUCAAAAAUAAUUAUCAAGAAAUGAGAAUCAUGUAUGACAAGAUUUAA